Parathielavia appendiculata is the source of this 532-nucleotide messenger RNA. RefSeq lists its product as uncharacterized. The transcript has a single exon. The coding region runs from base 140 to 388 and encodes 82 amino acids. The record is from RefSeq and is a predicted model, not a curated record. Lineage: Eukaryota; Fungi; Ascomycota; Sordariomycetes; Sordariales; Chaetomiaceae.
AGAGCCACGAAGUGUCUACAGCUCCUAAGAACGGCGGGUGUGCAUCCUCACACCCAAUACAUCAAGAAUCAUCGCUGUCUUCGCCAUAGAACUGUAGACACCCGCCGCUUACCCCCGCUCAAGCGUGGACAGAUCCCUAAUGCCCAGAGUCCUACCCACAAGCAAAAUGCUUAAUCGCGUCGGCGUCCCCAUCGUUGCUGCAGCACUCAUCGUCGUUGCCAUCAUCAUAUAUUUCCUCGCGGAGUUGGGCGAUCGGUUCCUGGUCUGUGGCCCACGCCUAGUCGUGUUGGAAAGUCGUGGCACUGGAAACUUGGUCUUGCUCAGCUGCAAGUGCCCUGCUGUUGGAUGCAUGGCUGCCCAACUGAGCGUCAGGCAACGUGAGGGGUAACCAGGGAGCUGAGCAACGAGGUCAGGGCGAUUCCCCCUUCGCUGGAGACGAGAGAGAAGAACAACCUUCAAUUGAUGACUUCUGGGCUGCUCUGAGCAUCACAAACCCACUGUCGUAAGCUCCCAUCAUCUGUGUGAUCACCGU